Racocetra fulgida is the source of this 129-nucleotide messenger RNA. The record is from the annotation of a GenBank genome assembly. NCBI's taxonomy places the organism in Eukaryota, Fungi, Glomeromycota, Glomeromycetes, Diversisporales, Gigasporaceae.
AUGAAGCGUGGAACUCAUUGACGUUUACUGUUCAAGAGAAUGCUGAUGUUUCAACAAACAAUUCCAAUAUCCAACAGGAAGAAAACAAGGAAGAAAAACUUACACCAGAGAAUAAUAGGCAAUAUAAGG